Molecule: messenger RNA, 441 nt
Organism: Osmia bicornis bicornis
Lineage: Eukaryota; Metazoa; Arthropoda; Insecta; Hymenoptera; Megachilidae
Exons: 4
Coding region: 1-441 (146 amino acids)
Source: RefSeq, a predicted model, not a curated record
AUGGGCAAAGACGGCAAUAAUGAAGAUGACAAAAAGCAACAGCCAGAGCCGCUGUUGCAGCUGCAACAGCAGGUGCAGCACCUGCGGUUGCAACCGCAACAGCAACCGCAGGCUGAACAGCUGUUGCAGCUGCAACAGCUGAUAGAGCAACAAUCGCUGCAAAUGCAGCAUAACAUGGCGGAACUCUCAGCCCUGCGGCAGCAAGUGCGAGAGAUGAAGGGGCAACAUGCUGGGCUUAUGCCACAGCACCAGCCGCCGCAGCCGCAGCACCAGCCGCCGCAGCCGCAGCACCAGCCGCAGCAGCCGCAGCACCAGCCGCCGCAACCGCACGUGCUGUCGCAGCCUCAGGCUACGCAGCCCCCGCCGUAUAAUUAUCAACCGCACCAAUUACAAUUGGCCGGGCUCUACGCGCCAGAACAGCCCAGCGAACCGCAUUACUAA